Andrographis paniculata is the source of this 656-nucleotide messenger RNA. RefSeq lists its product as uncharacterized. The transcript is spliced from 4 exons. The record is from RefSeq and is a predicted model, not a curated record. NCBI's taxonomy places the organism in Eukaryota, Viridiplantae, Streptophyta, Magnoliopsida, Lamiales, Acanthaceae. Bases 1 to 438 code for a protein of 145 amino acids.
AUGGUAGCGAGAGCAUUCUUCGUUCAUCUGGGCGGAGGCUUUGGGGAUGAAUCGACAUCUACAUCUGCUGCCAACGGUUGCUGCUUCCAGGAUAAAGUCGAUCUGAUACAAAAGAAAGGAAAGGUACUCUCAAGUGAGAGGGAAAAAAAGGAAAACAAAAAUUCGAAUGGCUUCGGCAAGGAGGAAGUGAACUGUGCUGCAGAGGCACCAAAAGGAUACAAAAAAGACUCAUUGUGUGAUCCUACUUCUGAGGUUUGGCUCCUAAAUCAGAAAGAAUCUUAUUGGAGUUUAAUAGAGUCCGAAAAGAGGAUGUCAAGGAGGAGAAUAGAGAAAGUGUUGUUUAACGACAAGGAGGGAAAUAGCCUCACUGCUGAAAGAUCAGCAGAGCCUAAAAUUAUCAUAAAAGGGAAGCGGAAAGUAGGAAUUGGCUUUGGAUGAAAAGAUUCAAGCUUCAAUUUCCGAGACUUUUCGUCGCCAAUCGGAAGCUCUAUGGAAGAAAAUGGCAACAACCAAUGGAGCAUUGACUUCAGCUGCAGGAAGUCAGGCCAACAACCGAAAUCUGAGGCGUGGAAGAAACACUAGAUGCAGUAUAGUCUUUGCUUGUUGCCUGAUGAAUUACAUUUGUGUUUACUUUAUUAGCUUGUAUUGAAAUUUAA